ACUCUGAAGGCCGGAGCACAAUGGAUCCGGUUGACAAUCCGGUUUUUUGACAUCUAUUUUAAAUGCACGCGAUUUUAUGCGUCAACGCACAAUGCAUCCGGAUUGAGUUUGCGGCUUGGUACUAAACUGUACUAAACGCAAGCUCGGCCGCAAAGUCGACCGCAUGAUUUGACACUUUUCAAAUCUUGCGCUUGACUUUGCGGAAAAAGUGUUUGUUUUGAUUCAUUUUUCAGAGCGAGAAUCACCGCGGGCUGAAACUUUCCUCGUUUCCGCAGUUUUUUUUAGCAGCUCCCGAUCCGAAUUGCGAAUGGUAAUUUUGUGAACAACGGAGCCUGCAGUUCAUUCCAAUGGAGGAUACAACGGAAAAUAACCCAGAAAAUAACGAAGAGGAAAUCAGUAGCAUUAACGAACGCAUAAUUGCUUUUGUUAAAGAACACAAAGUUCUUUUUGACAAAACCAUGCGAGCUUACAAAAAUAACAAUACGCGGAACAAACUUUGGGCAGAGCUUGGAUCAGAGCUCAACAUGGACGUUAAAUCUUUAACAACGCGUUGGAGAUCAUUAAGGGAUCGGUUCGUCAAGGAAUUGAAAAUUGCAGAUCUAUGUCAUCGAUCAGGCGCAGAGGCAAUCGACGAAGGCGAUAAUUGGGAGUUUAUGGAGCACAUGGCAUUCUUAAAAGAACACGUGGCUAAAAGGAAGACUACGGCAAAUUACGACGGGCCAAGCACAAGCGAGCACACUGAAUUCCACGAUAUGGUCGAGGAACACCUUGAGCUGGACUCUCAAGGCACACCUUCGCGAACACCAACCUCAAGGAAGAGAAAGGGCGACGAAAUCGACGACAAAAUGUCGUCACUAUUGGACAAGUUCAUGGCGAACUCUUCCAAUGCCGAUGAAAAGCAUGCGACAUUCGGCAAGUUAGUGGCAUGCAAGUUGUCGAAGUUUCCAGAUCAUAUUGCCGAUAGAGUCGAAGCCGAAAUUUUGAAUGUAAUCUACAACGCUGCCGAAAAUUACAGGACAGAAACAAACAAUUUGUGAUAAGUUUGACAUGUAAGCUAAAUUGAUUAUUUUAUCUUUUUAAAUAAAAAUCGGAGCUUCACCGAUUCAUUUUAACGACA
Molecule: messenger RNA, 1117 nt
Organism: Aedes albopictus (Asian tiger mosquito)
Lineage: Eukaryota; Metazoa; Arthropoda; Insecta; Diptera; Culicidae
Exons: 5
Coding region: 348-1037 (229 amino acids)
Biological process (GO): regulation of transcription by RNA polymerase II
Cellular component (GO): nucleus; transcription regulator complex
Source: RefSeq, a predicted model, not a curated record